Trifolium pratense (red clover) is the source of this 1765-nucleotide messenger RNA. Its product is annotated as protein TRIGALACTOSYLDIACYLGLYCEROL 2, chloroplastic. The transcript is spliced from 7 exons. Gene Ontology annotation, molecular function: phospholipid binding; lipid carrier activity. NCBI's taxonomy places the organism in Eukaryota, Viridiplantae, Streptophyta, Magnoliopsida, Fabales, Fabaceae. The coding region runs from base 279 to 1424 and encodes 381 amino acids. Gene Ontology annotation, cellular component: chloroplast inner membrane. The record is from RefSeq and is a predicted model, not a curated record.
CGAUUCAUGCUGCUGCUUAGGUUCUCUCUCUCUCUCUCUCUCUCUCUCUCUCUCUCUCUCUCUCUCUCUCAGUAGGUCACGCCAACACUGCCACUGUUUUCUAUACUUCAAUUUCAUUCUUUUUUUUUUGUUGGGUUUUCAAUUUUUCUCUCAAAACUCUUAAUUUAUCCUUCAAUAAUCAACUCUACAUGCUUCAAUCGCAUAUUAUUAGAUCAAAGCCCUUUUUUUCUUGAUAAAAAUAUAACUUUCGAGUUCUGAUAAAAGAGGUUGGUUUGAAGAUGAUUGGGAGCCCUGCAGUCCAUCUCUCAUCAUUGCCAACUUCUGUUUCUUCAUGUUUGGUUUCUCUACCGGGCAACUCAUUGAAGUUUGCGCCUCUUUCGAUUCGAAAUCAGAAGAAAAUCAACAAGAUUAGAGCUUCAUCUUCUGAUACAGGCAAUGUCAAACAGUCAUCUAGUUCUGAAACAAAGAAUCCACUUGCAGUUGUAUUGGACAUUCCUCGACGUAUUUGGAAGCAAACACUGGUUCCAUUAAGUGAUUUCGGGUUUGGUCGUAAGAGCGUUUGGGAAGGUGGGGUUGGACUGUUUUUGGUAUCUGGUACAGUACUAUUUGUACUUAGUAUGGCUUGGUUGAGGGCAUUCCAAAUAAAUUCCAAAUUCAGGAAGUACACUGCAGUUUUCGAGUUUGCUCAGGCUUGUGGUAUAUGCAAUGGAACACCUGUGAGAAUCAGAGGGGUCACUGUUGGCAGUGUCAUUCGCGUCAAUCCUUCCUUAAGAAAUAUUGAGGCAGUUGUCGAGAUAGAAGAUGAUAAAACAAUUAUACCAAGAAACUCGGUUAUUGAGGUUAACCAGUCAGGACUUUUGAUGGAAACUAAAAUUGACAUCAAUCCUCGUGAUCCGAUUCCAACACCUUCAGUCGGUCCUCUUGACCAAGAAUGUGCUAAAGAAGGUCUCAUUGUGUGUGAUAGAGAAAAGAUCAAGGGUCACCAAGGAGUAAGUUUGGAUGAAUUGGUGGGAAUAUUCACCCGUCUUGGACGAGAUGUAGAGGGAAUUGGUAUCGUCAACAGCUACUCGUUGGCUGAACGAGUUUUUUCUGUUAUGGAAGAAGCAAGACCACUUCUUACACAGAUGAAAGCCAUGGCUCUAGAUGUUCAACCUUUGUUGGCUGAAGUCCGUGAUAGCGGCUUGUUGAAGGAAGUUGAGAGUUUGACCCGAAGCCUUACCCAAGCUACUGAUGAUUUGAGAACGGUGCGUUCGUCCAUUAUGACCCCUGAGAACACUGAAUUGAUCCAGAAAUCCUUACACUCACUUAUAUUUACCUUGAAGAAUAUUGAGAAUAUUAGCUCUGAUAUGCUUGGUUUUACUGGUGAUGAGAAUACCAAAAAGAAUUUGAAAUUACUUAUCAAGAGUCUCAGCAGGUUAUUGUGAAGACAAAUUCAUAGUGAAGUAGCAUAUAACAGGUGUGUCAUUGAGGGGAGAAAUUGAUAUUUAGGUGGAUGAAAUUUUUUGUUUCUGCUCAAGUUUUUGCUCCAUCUGUGUAGCAUGUCACUUGACACUGCCAAGCUUUGAGAAGAAUGAAGUCACGGUUUAAAUGCGCCCUUCUAAAUGAUUCUUUGGUGAGGUUUUUGAGUUGAAUGCAAACACCAUCAUAAUAAUGUAUUUAUUGAUGACCAUUAUGAAUUCUCAUGGAACGGAACGGUUCAGUUGGAUGUUAUAGGAGGUUUACAAUGAAUUGUUUUAUAGUAAAAUGUUCUUUUUCGUGUUUUUUA